Messenger RNA from Theileria annulata, 477 nucleotides. RefSeq lists its product as uncharacterized. Lineage: Eukaryota; Apicomplexa; Aconoidasida; Piroplasmida; Theileriidae. The coding region runs from base 1 to 477 and encodes 158 amino acids. The transcript is spliced from 5 exons. The record is from RefSeq and is a predicted model, not a curated record.
AUGCUGGAGACUUUAACACAUAAGGUGUUUAAUGGCUGGAUAGAUUUUGAAAUCAAUGACUACUUUUCUACUGAAACCCAAGACUACAUUCUAAAAUUCAUCCGAAUAAUGAUGGCGAGUUACAUAAUACUGGAGUGGCUAUAUGCGUAUAAGCCAGGCUGGAAGAUAACUUUAAAUGAAGUCAACGAACUGAAGAAAGUUAUUGAAAACCCGAUCAUUUACAUUCCAAACAACUCUCUCUCAAACAUGAAGGAAAUCAAAUACACUCUUGACGAAUUCGUGGAUAAAUUCGGCGAUGAGAGCGACGACAGUGAUUAUUCUUACGAAUCUGAGAGUUUGAGCUCUUCUGAGUUCUUAAGUGAUGAUGAGCUGGGGUCAGGCUCCGACUACCUGGUCGAGGAUUACUUAGAUUCCCGACUUUUGAGAAAUAGAAGGAAGCCCUACUUUACUCGCAGAUCACGCAUGUUUCAUUACUAA